This is a messenger RNA of Ziziphus jujuba (common jujube), 468 nucleotides long. RefSeq names its product cell number regulator 2. The transcript is spliced from 4 exons. The record is from RefSeq and is a predicted model, not a curated record. Lineage: Eukaryota; Viridiplantae; Streptophyta; Magnoliopsida; Rosales; Rhamnaceae. Bases 1 to 468 code for a protein of 155 amino acids.
AUGGAUCCUACUGGUUCUGAUACUAAGUUGGUUGCUCAUGCAAAUGGUUCUCAGCCACCACCGGGGCAAUGGACCACUGGCCUAUUCGCAUGUUAUGAAGAUCCUUCCAGUUGCUUCAUGACCUGGUUAGUUCCCUUUGUAACCUUCGGCCAGAGGGCAGAGAUCUUGGACAGAGGGAAUAUGAGCUGUUGUGUAGCGGGGACCAAGUAUUUUUGCAGUUGUUGCUGUGCUUACUCGUUAUCGAAGCAUUACAGAACCAAAUUGAGAGCCGUUUAUUCAUUGCCUGAAGAACCAUGCUCCGAUUGUUGUGUCCAUUUUUGGUGUCUUGGUUUUGCUAAUUGCCAGGAGUACAGAGAGCUCAAGAACCGUGGAAUUGAUCCCUCUGCAGGUUGGAAAGCCAAUGCUGAGAAAAUGAAGCAGAGUGGAGCUUCUGCACCUCCACAUAUUGCUCCGGGCAUGCGUCGUUAG